Molecule: messenger RNA, 602 nt
Organism: Vicia villosa (hairy vetch)
Lineage: Eukaryota; Viridiplantae; Streptophyta; Magnoliopsida; Fabales; Fabaceae
Product: glycine-rich cell wall structural protein 2-like
Exons: 2
Coding region: 63-491 (142 amino acids)
Source: RefSeq, a predicted model, not a curated record
ACAUUUUCUCCCAUCUUUUAAUUUUUUUAUGUAUUGUCGUGUUUUCUAUUUACUUACUUACAAUGAUGGAUUUCAAAUCUUUUAUUUUUCUCAUACUACUGUCUGGCGUGGUUCUCAUAUCUGUAGUUGUGGCUGAUGAACCAGAUCCUGAUCCACCAAGGGGAAGGAAGAUGAUUUUGGUUCCACUUCAUGAUGAAAACUGCAAGGAAAACAUAGGCGCAGAAUAUGGUGAUAGCAUAUUUGGUGAAAUUGGCGACGGUGGCGUUCAAGGAAGAGAAAAUAUAGGUGGUAUAGGGAAAGGUGGAAGUGUUAAUGAUGGAAUAGAUCAUGGUGGUGGAAAAAGUGGUAGCGGAGGAGAUUAUGGAGAUGGAACUGGAGUAGGAGAUGGAGAAAGUGUUGGAAGCAGAGAUUACAGUAAUGGAAGAAGUGGAGAAAACGUCAAUACAAGUGGAGGAGGUGGUGGAAGCGAAGGAGGAGGCGGAGGAUAUUAGUGCAAUGGUAAAUGAGACUUCUAUGAUUUAUGACAAAUAUAAAAAGAGAAUAUAUGCUCUCUUCAAGUUUCUUUAUCCUUUAAUGUAUGUCAUAAUUAUAGUAUUGUCUCU